Molecule: messenger RNA, 1075 nt
Organism: Frieseomelitta varia
Lineage: Eukaryota; Metazoa; Arthropoda; Insecta; Hymenoptera; Apidae
Gene: Archease
Product: protein archease-like
Exons: 4
Coding region: 93-560 (155 amino acids)
Biological process (GO): tRNA splicing, via endonucleolytic cleavage and ligation
Cellular component (GO): tRNA-splicing ligase complex
Source: RefSeq, a predicted model, not a curated record
CGUACACGCAUAACCGGGACCGCCAUUGAUUAAACCUGUCAGAGAAUCAGCUGAUCGGUUAUUCACGUACGUGAGAUCAGCUGUGCGCAAUCAUGGACGCGUUGAGCAAAGAGGAUUUUGUAAUACCUCCGGCUAAAUACGAAUAUUUGGACCACACGGCGGACGUACAAUUGCACGCAUGGGGCGAUACUCUGGAAGAAGCUUUCGAACAAUGUGCGGUGGCCAUGUUUGGGUACAUGACAGAUUUAGAGCGUGUUCAAAUGACACAGUUGCACCACAUAGAAGCGGAAGGACACGACUUGGAAAGUCUUCUUUUCCAUUUCCUCGACGAGUUAUUAUUCAUGUUUAGUGCCGAACCGUUUAUCGUUGCAAAGAAAGUGAAGAUCACUAAUUUCGACCGCGAGAACUUCAAGAUCUCUGCGACGGCGUUAGGAGAAGAGUUCACGAUUGGCAAACACACGCAAAAUGCUGAAGUGAAAGCGAUUACGUACUCAGCGAUGCAGAUCCUCGAUCGUCCUGAAUCGGAACGUCCUGAACUUUUCGUGAUCGUAGACAUAUAGCUAUCUCGGGCCCAAUUCUAUACCUUUCGUUUGAUUUUUUGGCGCCCCAUGUUUAAGAUACGAAAACGGAAAAGCACAUAAAAAUAUAGGAGCAAGAAGGGAGGUACGUACCUUCUCUUAAGUUCUUCGUAGGGCACGAUCCUUUUGUAGUUGCAUAGGGUUCAAAUAAAUACGUUACGAAGAAAACACCGGGCUCCCUUCUUGGCUACCUGCCUCAGGUACGUACAAAUGCGCCAAGGGAUCCUGCCUUCUUAUCGAAGAUACUGAUAUCGAUCAAGAACAACCUCAUAAAUAUAUAUAAUCGUAAAUAUAUAACUGUACACAAUUUACUUGAGUAACAUAAACAUUAAACGUCCCUAAUUUAUUUAUAUAUUGUGCUUGUUAUGCUAACAGCUGUUCGAUUGUUGUUGAAGCUGUUAACAGUGACUUUUAAAUAGCGAGAAACAUAUGACAAGUAUUAUAUACGAAUAUUUGUAUAUUUUUAUAAAUGUACAAUAAAGAUAUUUUUUAUGUUU